Fopius arisanus is the source of this 6013-nucleotide messenger RNA. RefSeq lists its product as uncharacterized. NCBI's taxonomy places the organism in Eukaryota, Metazoa, Arthropoda, Insecta, Hymenoptera, Braconidae. The transcript has 6 exons. The record is from RefSeq and is a predicted model, not a curated record. Bases 3306 to 4958 code for a protein of 550 amino acids.
AAUGCGUUAUAACCCUAUAUAUUGAAAAAACUUUUGAUUUUUGUCACAUCCCGAGUGUUUUAAAUAUUUUUAACGUGUCUUCCUCAAUUCCGUGAAAGAAUUAUAAGCGAGGUUAUGUAGAAUUAUGAGUGUAUCUCUGGCUGCCAACAAUUAUUACAAUGAGUGAUCCAAAUAGACGAAAAAAAAUACUCCAACUUGAACGGGUCCAACGUCAUCGGAAUAAACAAAGAACAGAAAAAGUUAAUGCUGACUCUAGAAAUAAUAUUGAUGAUGAAUGGCUUGGGAAAAGUUUAUUUGAAAAUACGUGUUCGCGAGGUGAAUUGAACAAUGCUAGGACAAGAUGUCCUCCAGUUAAUGAUGGUGGUGAAACUCUUAACAUUCAGAAUCAUUCUUUGAUUCCUGGUGAUUCAGAUUCACACUCAGAGUUUUGUGAUGGCGAGCUUGAUGAGCAUGGUUUUUCUAAUGGAAAUUUCAUUGAAUUACCUUCUGAAUCAAAUAACGGUAUCGAAAAUCCGGAAUUAUUUUCUUCGGAUGGAGAAUCUGAAAAUUCGGUAUGGGGCGAUGAGGAUGAUGAGGAUGAAUUACGUCCAGCAAGUGUGACUGAGGAUGAUAUUGACACACUCGAUGAAUUUUCUAGUGAAAAUCCAGAAACCGAACAGCUGCGUGAAUGGGCCCGUAGACAUCAUAAAGUGACACACACACAGCUGACUGAGUUGCUCCUAAUAUUUCGCCAAAGAUUGCUGCCUGAAUUACCAAAAUGUGCCAAAACUUUUCUCGGCACUACCAGUGCACGAUAUGAUAUUCAAGUCGACCCGAAAGAUAACAGUGAGUUUGUAUAUUUCAAUUUAACGGAGCAGCUGAAACGACAGGCCAAUCCACAAUUGCAUAUUGAUAGGAUUAUCUACUUGGUCAUUAAUGUCGACGGCCUACAAUUAUACAAAUCAAGUUCCAAACAGUUUUGGCCUAUUCUGUGUUCAAUUUACUCUGAGGAAAAUUUUUACAAACCUUUUCCUGUAGCUAUUUACUCAGGAACCAGUAAACCCAAAAAUCUGGAUAAAUUCCUAGAAAAAUUUGUUGAUGAAUUAAAUGGGGUCCAACGUGAUGGAUUAUUCAUCAACAAUCAGAAAUAUAGAGUAUGUAUUAAAUGUUUCGUUUGUGAUCGACCCGCUCGAGCUUUUCUGAAAUGUAUCAAACAUCAUGGUGCUUAUUGGGCUUGCGAAAGAUGUAAUGUCCGCGGAAUACGAGUUGCGGGAAGGACGACAUAUCCUUUAGAUGUUUCAAGUGAGGAACGAACCGAUGAUUCCUUUCGUGAGCAAUCUAAUCCUGAACAUCACACCGGCCAAUCUCCUCUUCUGAAAAUUACGCCAAAAAUUAAUAUGGUUACGUCAUUUGUUUUAGAUUUCAUGCACUUGCUUUGUCUUGGUGUGAUGAAGAAACUUAUUGGAUAUUGGUUGCAUAAUAAGAGCACUCGUUUAAAUUUUAGUGCUCAGGCUUUACUCUCCGCUCUACUAUUACAGUUUCAAAACCAAAUUCCGUGUGAAUUUCAAAGGACAACUCGUUCAUUGACUGAAAUCGAACGUUUCAAAGCGACUGAAUUCAAAUUCAUACUUUUAUAUGCAGGACCAGUGAUUUUUAAAAAAGUUCUACCAGAGAUCAUGUACAAGCAUUUCCUUUUGCUCCAUGUAUCGUGUCGAAUAUUAUGCUCAAAAACAAAAGCCCUUGCAGAGUGCGCCAACGCUAAACGAUUAUUGGUAAAAUUCGUGUCAUUAAUGCCUCGAAUUUACGGACCCGCCAGUCUCAUUGGGAAUAUUCACAAUUUGGUUCAUCUCGCUGAUGACGUCUACCACAUGGCUGUUCCAUUGUCCACCAUUACAGCAUUUCCGUUUGAAAGCACACUUGGGAAAAUGAAGAGAUUACUACGCCAAGGUAAUCGCCCUCUUUCUCAAAUUUGUAGGCGUUUGCAUGAGACUUUUGUCAUUAACUCAACCCGCGUUAUACCGCCACAGCUAAUACAGAUCGAACGACAGCUUUUACCUGAUCGGACUGGGAAAGUUAUUGUGAAACGUGUAAAAUACCGUGAAGCAACGUUGACAGACAAGUUUCCAAAUAAUGCCGUUCUUCUGGAAAAUAACAAUUUACUGGAGAUUACUAAUAUGCACAUUCCACCGGGUAUGAAUGAAAUUUAUAUAUCUGGACAACUCUUGAAAAAAAAAAAAUCCCUUCUGUCUUUUCCCUGUAAUUCAGAAGCGCUGGAAAUGUGGGUGAUUACUCGGGCAGAAUCUACUGUAAAAUCUUAUCGUUUGAACCAAGUUUCGAAAAAAAUGAUAACCCUUAAGGUCAAUCACCAGGGCAAACACAAAAUAUAUAUAAUGCCACUUCUCCAUAUGUGAGAACAGAGAGAGUAAAGCCCUUUGUUUUAAUUGAUGAAUCGAAAAUCGCAGUCACUAUUUAUUUUUAUUAUCGUUUACUUAUUGGUUCUAAAUGGGGAAAAAUUGAUGAAUUCAGGUGUAAAAUUUAUCUAAAUUUGUUGGAUGUAUGGGGACAUUUCGUUGAACAUGAAUAAUUAUGAUGGAAAUAUCUAAUGUACGCUCGGAAUCUCGUAAAAUAGUAAUUUGAAAUUUUGAUAAUUGUACUGUUUUUGCCAUGCGCAUAAGCGACUGAAUACAUGUAUUCUUACGGUUGGCAACAUGACACUGUGUGAUACGUAUUUACGAAAUUUACGCUAAUCAAAGACACGAUUCUGGAUACAUUAAAGACUUUGUUCAUCGUAAAGUUAAAGAAGCUUUUUUAUUGUGAAGUUCGGAAUGUGUCGGAUCAAAAAUUACUCUGGAUUAAUUAGUAACAGUGACUCGACGCCUACAGGUGUGUGAGUGUGAGACUAAACGGAAGUCUGGCAGUAUGUUCCUGAAAAUGGUGGAUCCUAGGCCCUGCAUUUCUGCGAGGUGACUAAAGUGAUUGUGCACUGUGAUCUACCAUUGAGUGCCAUAAAAUUGCUCGAAUAUUAAAAGGUGGCAUUAUUCCAUUUCUAAAUAGGAUUUGAGCAACACAUUGCAGUAGAGGUGGUCAAAGCUCAUCAAAACUAAGAAUCAUCGUAUGCCGGUGCACGUGUACAGAUUGUUGCAUCAUUAAUAUAGUGAUUGCUACAGAUUACAUACUUGUGAUUCAUGAUCUAUCGAUUUAAUAAACUGAGUAAUUGUCGGCAACUUAAUCUUAUUAGUCGUCGACUAAUCUGAUCGCGAAGUGGGAAAGUGUGUGAAAAUUGAUCAACCUAACCUCUUUGGCUGUCGGUCAUUCUCAUUAUCAAAAUGACGGAAUAUUAUCCUUUCAAAAUUGUUCGUUUUCCUGAUGAUGAUUCAGAGAAAUACAGCGUGGAUAUUUUACCCAGUGAAUGGAUUUUCUCGUGUGUAGAAAGAAAAUGUAAAAUGUGCCACUUCCCCUGUGGUCCUUUCAGUGCCAGAGAUAUAUCUAAACUACAUGAAAUGGUCAAAAAGUGUCAACCAGCUGAUCAAUCAUGGCCUGUUCACAGAGUCAUUAUCAUUGGCCGAGCAAAGACCUAUUCAGAAGCCCAGAAAGCAGCAAAAAAGUGCGAAUACGAGCCAUAUGCAUUCUCAACCGAUCGUGAGUCAUCUGUGGAAAGAAAAAUCGAAGAGGAAAAUACUACUCUCGCUAUUGAAGAUGGAAAAAAAAAAGAUAUUGAUGAUGAGUUUGAUGAAGCUGUUUUUGAUUUGCUCAGUGCCCGUGAUCAUGUUGGUCGUCCCAAACGUCAGUCACAGAAAAACUUGCCUAAAGUGCAAUCAGAAACAAGACGAUACUCGCUGUCCUCAGAAGGAUCCACCACUGAAAACUUAACAGGACAAGAGACUGAUGAUGAUGAUGACUCUCGAUCAGAGGACUUGAAGGCAGCAGAAAAAAAUCGCAAGUACGUGGAAGUUGGACACUCUUUCAGAAAAUCAAGUGCAACAGAACAAGUCCCUAUACAAGUUAUGAGAAGUAAAAGUGCCUAUCUACUGAAGUCUCCGUCACCUCAAUUGAACAGCUCUGACAUUCCCAUUGGACAAAAGAGGAAAUCGACAAUACACAAAGAUGAACUCCUGUCCGCUCAACUUGCCAAGAAAUUGAGAACAUUUCCAGCAGUACCUGAGCCCAAAUCUCCUUUUGCUGCUCAACAAGGUGGGAAAACGACCUCUCUGCCACAAGACGUAGAGGUUGCCUUCUCUGCCAGCAGAAAUCAGGAUUCUUCGAUGAACAGGCGCCGCUCACGUUCGGCAGACCGCUCAAACAUUGAUAUUGGGAAAAAAACUGCGAGACGUUCACGGUCAUCACAGGAUGCUGGCAGGGAUGGGAGUAAGGAGGAUCCGGACAGAUCACUCACAGAAGAACAGCCUGGUAGUCUCACUGAAGCUGUGGAUUUACUGAAAUAUUUAAAACAAAUGCACAACAGUUUGUCAAGCCGUAUAGAUCGCUUGUAUGGUUGCCAGCUCGAGACGAAUGGCCACAUACAAGAGUUGGAACAUGUGAUUACACAUAAAUCCCAUCGACAAGAAAUAGAUGUUGAUGAAGAAAAUCUUGACGAUGAGAAUUUCGCAUUGCCAGUAAAAUCCAAGGCUGAGUUUUAUGUAUUUGAUGAAAAACUCAAGGAUAAGGGAUAUAUUAGAAAAGUGGCUCAACGAGUAAAACGAAUGGUUGACAAAUACGAAAUAAAAACGCAUAAUCUCUCAUCAAUCAUGCGCAUUUUUCUUAGCAAAAAUGUAAUUGUCAAUGAUUUCACCGCACUGAAAAAAACUGCUACCAAAGACGUAUUCCAGGAGACUACAUUGUACCAGCUUUUAAAAGUGAUUCAUCAAACCGUUCAAGGUACUAAACUUGAUGAUAAAGCAUUCAAUAAUGCUCUGAAAAGUGUUUUCAACUCGGCAAAGGAUUGGGAAGGUGGACGUCUGGCUCGUUUACAAAAAGAAUAAUAUUUCUACAAUUUAUUCAAAAUUAAAUGAAUAAUUCAAAUUUAUAGUUUCGUCUCUUGUGUGAUAAUCGGUUGAAGAAUGGCUUCAACACCACUAUAAUUUGUGAGUGAAUUCUUUUCCUAUCAUUUUGUUUUUUGUCGAAAAACUGUUUAAUAACUCCUUCGUUAUAAGAAUUCGUUACAUUCAUUUCAAACACAUCGAGAGCUACAUAUGCAUCAGAAAAUUAUUGUAAUUUUAAAAAAGCAGUGCAAUUUGUCAAGCUUUUUUUUGUUUAAUUAGAGUUAUUAGUUAGUGUUAGAGUUCAUAGAGUGAAGGUGUAUCUUAGAAAGGAAACAGCAUAGGAUUAAUUUAUAUUUCUUUUGACUUUCGCUAAGUCCGUGGGCUAUUUCUAAAAAAAAUACCACUAUUUUCAAGAAAGAUUUAAUGUAUCAUUUUGCUUGUGCAGAAUUGUCUUUUCCAAAAUGACAACUAUUAUUGCCAUUGAAUGAUCAAAAUUUUUUAGUUAUCGUUUUUGUUCUUUAACUCGAGAGUUACAUUAUUUGCUCUAAAAUAUUUCUAUCAAUUUAAAAAUACGUGUUUUUUUUAAGUUAAAGAGAUAAUUAUAAGCGAUUCCACUUCUUUUGGAACUUACCAAAGUGCUAGGGCGAAAUAAGAGAAAUGAGACGAUUUGGAGUUUGUCAUGUUUCGUUUUGUGUUAAUGAAUGUUGCUUGGCAGAGCAAUGUAAACAACAUUGCAAGUACUUAACUGCAAGAAAUAUGUGAUUCAUUUAUAUUUUUUCAAUUUCUGUACAAGGUAAUGAAAGAAAAAAUAUUGCAAUUUUGGGAGAUAGGAGAUAAUGGCCUAAUGUAUUAACAAUUCGUGUCAUAGACUAUAAGGAACAGAUGUAUAUGGACUUCACAAAAUAAUGGUAAUUCGCAAAAUUUGCCAUAUGCCAUCACUAUUAGUAACUCACCAUUAGUAUCACCAUUAGAAUUAAUGUUAAACACUACGCUUGUUAACUACAUCCAAUUAUUAAUGAAAUAAAAUAAUUUUCUGACCAAUGCCAUGAGUAAAA